GCGCGAUCAACCAAUACCAACCCUGGAUCCGGCCAAGAGUGCAGAUAGCCUGACGAAGCAAGAGUUAAGCAAGGAAGUAAUACUCGAGAAUUAGCUACGCUAUACCCAAAACAAUUCGAGCGAUCGCAAUCAUCAAUCGCCAUCAUGAUGCCAAACCCGAACCUCUACAGUCACCACCAAUACAACCCACACGCCGACCAGUCAUGGAUGCACCAACAGCAGAACCACCAGCACCAGGCCCAACAGGCUGCAGCCGCCGCCGCCGCAGCUCAGCAGCAGCAUUAUAAUCGAUUAGCAGGUGCUCAUAAUAAUGUGUCCACGAAUAUCGGCGCAUCAGUUGGCGGUCAUGUCCAGGAUAACGGCUUAGAAAACGUAUCCGAGGACAAUCGCCGUACGUUGAACUUCGUCGCCGACCUGCUUAACGAAAAUACGCGCGAGGCAGCUCUCCUCGAACUAAGCAAGAAGCGAGAACAAGUGCCUGAGCUCGCCCUCAUAUUGUGGCAUUCGUUUGGUGUCAUGACUUCUCUUAUGCAAGAGAUUAUCUCGGUCUACAACUUACUUAACCCAUCGCAACUGACCGCUGCUGCUUCCAACCGGGUAUGUAAUGCGCUUGCGCUCCUGCAAUGUGUAGCAUCGCAUAAUGAUACCAGGACCUUGUUCUUGAAUGCCCAUAUCCCUCUUUUCCUAUACCCUUUCCUGAACACUACAUCCAAGUCCCGUCCUUUUGAGUAUCUCCGUCUAACGUCACUGGGUGUGAUUGGAGCCUUAGUUAAGAAUGACUCCAGUGAGGUGAUUAACUUUCUCCUCACGACCGAGAUCAUCCCUCUUUGCCUUAGAAUCAUGGAGACUGGAUCUGAACUUAGUAAGACAGUUGCCAUUUUCAUCGUACAAAAGAUCCUACUAGAUGAUAAUGGUCUGAACUAUAUCUGUGCCACGUAUGAGCGUUUCUACGCCGUCGGAACGGUGUUGAGCAACAUGGUUGCUCAGCUCGUCGAACAGCAGACCGCUCGCCUCCUUAAGCACGUUGUGCGCUGCUUCCUCCGCCUGAGCGACAACGCCCGCGCUCGCGAGGCUCUCCGUCAGUGCCUCCCGGAACCGCUUCGCGAUGCCACCUUCAGCUCAGUCCUCCGUGACGAUGCGGCGACCAAACGUUGCCUCGCCCAGCUAUUGAUUAACCUCUCCGAUAAUGUCGUGGAGACCAAUAGCAGCCAUGCGCUAUGAAGCGCAUUUAGCCUUACCGCAGAGUUGCAUUGUUUAACAGAUACCCCCUCGCGACAGCCACUUCCAAGUCUUUGAAAGCUUGGGUCUCCUAUUAUCUAUUCAUGAUUAACGAGAGUAUGAGAAUCACGUGGAAUUAUGUUCUUCCUGACGACACGGUACCCGUCCGGAAUCUUUCAGAACGAUCACGAAAUUCUAGUUGGGGUUUAUCACUGC
Molecule: messenger RNA, 1434 nt
Organism: Daldinia vernicosa
Lineage: Eukaryota; Fungi; Ascomycota; Sordariomycetes; Xylariales; Hypoxylaceae
Product: cell differentiation protein rcd1
Exons: 3
Coding region: 145-1221 (358 amino acids)
Biological process (GO): mRNA catabolic process; negative regulation of translation
Cellular component (GO): CCR4-NOT complex; CCR4-NOT core complex; P-body
Source: RefSeq, a predicted model, not a curated record